UACAUUAAAUGUGACAUUUUUUAAUAUUUCAACUAUAAACAUAAACGCACAAAUAACGAAGAUAUUAGUAAUUUUGUUUGAACGCACAUACAAAUCUAACGACCAUUACAUUACCUACGACGUCAUUAGUUCGUGUCAUUUUGUACGGGGCGUUUUUCAGGGAUCCGCGGCAGCGCCGCAAAUCUGACCCUUUAAAUCCCUGUAGCUCCGAAAGUAAUGAUCGCAAAUACGAUGUAACUUUUACAGAAUUGCUUUACUAUUAGCAUACUCUUAAUUUAUAUACAAUUUAAAAAACUGUCUUCAUCUCUAUUGUCAUAUUUAUUUUAAGUGAGCAUUUUUGUUUAUUUUGUGAGAAAACUUUACUUUUAAUUCAACCAUGCCAACUAAUUUUGAUGGCCCUUCCAAGGCACACUACGCCACUGAAGCCACAGUUUCAACUUCAUAUAAAUAGCUAGGUGCUGUACGAUCCUUUGGUAGGAACAUAGACAGUCCAUACAUUAAUAUAUGAAAACGCAAUUCUCCAUGUAGUUAGUAUCAAUUAACUAAAACUUGAAAAUUAAUUUACUAGAUACCUACCUACUACUGAAUUAUGACCAUCUAAUUUACGUACAUACUUUUCUUACUCACACCAGUGGUUCAGAAUACCUACUACAUAACUGAUCACUGUUUCGGGCAGCAGUGAAUAAAGUUAAAUUAGCCUUAAUGAUUGCAGACCUCCCAUAGGAGAUGUCACUAACAAAAGAUAUACUUUCCCAUGAGAAAAAAACUAUUGUGAAAUUAUACUUUGUUUUUAAUAUUUUUAGGUUUGUUGCUGCUUUUGUUCCGAUUGGUGUCGUAAUUACUAAGCAAGAGCAGACGUCAGAAUGGGUAUCUCCUCUGCCGGCACUCGAGUAUGCGACAGCCUACAUGUCGCCGCUGAAGCCUUUGCGCCCACCGCAGGAGCUGCGUCAAAAACGUCAAACGUCAAAUCGAAUGCCCGUAAUACGUGGCCCGCCUGGAGCUAUUGGUUACCCUGGAAUUCUAGGACACCCUGGAAUACGCGGCCAGAAAGGUGAUAAAGGCGAAUCUGGAAUGAUGAUAAUAGACGAUUAUAUGUCAGACAUUACUGCUCCCAAGGGUAUUAUGGGUGAGAAAGAUCCUAAGGGUACCAAAGGGCAGCCAGGUUUUAAGGGCUUUCCAGGUGACAACGAUAUAUGUCAAUGUGAUUGCAAUAUAUACUUACCAUCUACAAUCGAACGACGCAAACAGGACCCAUCCCUGCGCCGACGUCGCUCAUCAGCCGCUCGCGCCUGCGCCGCCCCGGGCUGCUGUGAGCCCGAAUGCUUUGCCCGGAGGAGUCGCCGAGUAAGUUAUCUCUGUUACAUUCGAAGGACGCAGAGAGGACCAAUCUCUGCGCCGACGUCGCUCAUCAGCCGCUCGCGCCUGCGCCGCCCCGGGCUGCUGUGA
This is a messenger RNA of Bicyclus anynana (squinting bush brown), 1446 nucleotides long. RefSeq names its product acetylcholinesterase collagenic tail peptide-like. The transcript has 4 exons. Bases 727 to 1446 code for a protein of 239 amino acids. NCBI's taxonomy places the organism in Eukaryota, Metazoa, Arthropoda, Insecta, Lepidoptera, Nymphalidae. The record is from RefSeq and is a predicted model, not a curated record.